Spodoptera littoralis (African cotton leafworm) is the source of this 1584-nucleotide messenger RNA. NCBI's taxonomy places the organism in Eukaryota, Metazoa, Arthropoda, Insecta, Lepidoptera, Noctuidae. The record is from the annotation of a GenBank genome assembly.
AUGGCUACAUACGAUAACAAGAUUUGGUUGUUAAAAAAUAUACGAGAUGCUUUCAUUGCGACUGACGACACCGGUUUAUGUGAGAUCGUUAUGGCUGGAGACGACUUUUCGAAAGUGUUUCAAAAUAAAGCUGUUGAAGAGAAAAAGAGGAUAAAAGAGUUGAGGUUGACUCAGCCUGGACCUAGCAAAGGUAAAGAUGGCAUGGGGGACAUAUCUGAAGAGGAGGUUGGAAGGGAGAUAGUGACACAAUUUGAUCCUUAUCCUGAUAUGGAUGAUAGUGAGGAUGACGACCCGUUGUGUGGCAGCUACGUGCGCUCCGAGGAGUUUGGAGGACACAGGCCAAGAUCCAACACAGCUCAAUGGCUAGACAAGAAGGAGCAAGCAUUAAAAAAGGCAGCCAAAAUAAAAGUUAUAAAAUGGGAAGAUUCCACACCCCUCACAAAAGACCAGUUAGCCGAGGCAUUUUCUAAAUUUGAAGUUAAGAAACCAGAGAAGAAGAAAUCUUUGUUGGCUGAACAGCUGCAGAACUGCCCCAACUUACCUCACCGUCAAUAUUUGGAGUAUGCAAAGUUUGAUGGGACUGCACAACUGGGGCUCCCUACAAAGUCAUUCAAGAUCUUCAUGACUAUGCUACCGGAAAAGUAUCAGAAUUACCCCUUAGUUGUGUGUGUCAUUGCCAGCGCUAAGAUCAAGGAUUUAAUUGGUUUCACAUGCUAUAAAUACAGCAUCGAUCAUCCAGACAUAACACUUGGUUCUGUGCAUGAUUACGGACUUUGUAUAGCAGAGGAUGAUGGAGAGGUUGACUGGGCGUUUCCCUGCCUUGAUGCUAAUGAGCCCUGUUCCAAGUUCGGUUUCACAUGUCUCGGGCUAGUAGAAUUAAAAAAUAAAAACGCCAUGACCUUACCUCCUUCAUCGAUACCAGAGGAUGGUAUGAGUGGGGCCUUCCAUGUCUUCUCAAAAGUCACAGACUCUGGUCAAAGUCAUCAUAAUCCAUCCAGACACAAUACAGGAGGCAGUUCUACAUCGGAAGCUGUUCUGAUAGCUUUGAAGGCUUUAAAUGAAGGUGGUGCAGACACAGACUUAGGCAAGAUGCAGUCCCAUAUAAUGGCUACCGAGGCGCCGCAGUACAAAGCAUACAAAGUGCAGUUACUUCGGAAAGUGAGGACAAAUACAUCGGUACAGCUCGGCAUCUCGCUCGACAGGAUAGAAGUGGAACCGCUAGUCACACAUAAACACGCGUUCUGGUCGAGAUCGAAGUACUUCCUACACAGCAUAGACUCGGUCGCUUGGUGCCAGAUCCUUGAGACACGGGGCAAUAGGACCACCUUCAGGAUAGUCUACUCUCCUAGUCACAACGUUACCUACGCCGAUAGGAGUAAUGCAGGUAACUCCACAAUAUUCCAGCCAAACACAUCAUACAAGCUCCACGACUUCGAGUGCGAACACGACACUGCUAAAGAAAUCGUAGAGAAGGUAAACACAAUACUAGACCUUAGGAACAGUCCGUGCCGCCGCGAAUACAAAACUGCCAAAGAAAAGAAAUUACAGACCAGACGAAGUUUUCACACAAAACACAUGAGUUGA